This is a messenger RNA of Chelonia mydas (Green sea turtle), 9682 nucleotides long. RefSeq names its product family with sequence similarity 120C (gene FAM120C). The record is from RefSeq and is a predicted model, not a curated record. Gene Ontology annotation, cellular component: nucleus. NCBI's taxonomy places the organism in Eukaryota, Metazoa, Chordata, Testudines, Cheloniidae. The transcript has 16 exons. Bases 175 to 3693 code for a protein of 1172 amino acids.
GCAGGGAGGCGGAGAAGGAGAAGAAAGCUACAACAUGGCGGCCACGGCCGCCCCAAAGCUCUGGGCGCUGUGAGGGGGGGGGCGGGGACGAGCCCAGGAGCCAGCCCCCGACGAGGGGAGGGGGGGGUCGGUCCAGCCCCCCCUCGCCCUGACCCCAAAGUGGGGCCCACCGCGAUGGGGGUCCAGGGCUUCCAGGAGUUCGUGGAGAAGCGGUGCCCGGGUGCCGUGGUGCCCGUCGACCUGCUUAAGCUGGCCCGGGCGGCGGGGGUCCGUGGGGGGCCCCCCUACUGCAGCCUGGCCGGCUACCUCCAGCCGCUGCCCGGGCCCUACCCGCCGCCUCUCGCGACCCACUCCCAGCAUGCUCCGGGGCUGGCGACGGUGGCUCAUUCCCAGCAUGCUCCGGGGCUGGCGACGGUGGCUCAUUCCCAGCAUGCUCCGGGGCUGGCGACAGUGGCGGCCCACUCCCAGCAUGCUCCGGGGCUGGCGGCCCACUCCCAGCAUGCUCCGGGGCUGGCGACGGUGGCGGCCCACUCCCAGCAUGCUCCGGGGCUGGCGACGGUGGCGGCCCACUCCCAGCAUGCUCCGGGGCUGGCGACGGUGGCGGCCCACUCCCAGCAUGCUCCGGGGCUGGCGACGGUGGCGGCUCACUCCCAGCAUGCUCCGGGGCUGACGUCGGCCUGCCCGGCCCGGCUGCUGGUGGACGCGGACUCGGCCCUGCAGCGGCUGUAUGGCGGCUACCAGACAGACUGGGUGUGCGGUGGCCAGUGGAACGCCAUGGUGGGCUACCUGGCGGCCCUGUCCCAGGCCUGCCUCUACCAGGGCGGGCUGGAGCUGGCAGUCAUCUUCAACGGCGGGCUGGGCAAGGAGCGGCUGCCCGAGUGGGGCCGCAAGGCCCAGGCCGAGCGGCAGACGGCCCAGCUCAUCGCUGGCCACGUGGGCAACAAGGGCACGCCGCCCCCCCGGGCCUGGUUCCUGCCCCCUGCCUGCCUGGGGCACUGUGUCCGCCUGGCCAUGAUCCGCUUCCGGGUCAAGGUCUUCCAGAGCCUGGAGGACCAUCACCUGGAGGUGGUGUCCUUCUUCCGGGAGCGUGGCUUCCACGGGCUGCUGGCCCACGACUCGGAGUUCGCCCUGGCCAGCCUGCCCUGCUACUUCAGUGCCCACGCCCUGAAGCUGAGCUGGAACGGCAAGAGCCUCACCACCAAUCAGUUCCUCAUGCACCAGGUGGCCAAGCAGCUGGGCCUGAAGGUCUCCAGCUUCCCCAUCUUCGCCGCCCUGCUGGGUAACCACAUCCUCCCGGACGAGGACCUGGCUGCUUUCCACUGGAGCUUGCUGGGGCCAGACCACCCACUGGCAUCGCUCAAGGUAGCCUCACGGCCCCUGGCUCCACCCCGCAGCAGCCUGGUCCGAGCCCACCAGCUGGUGUUGCCCCCCUGCGACGUGGUGAUCAAGGCUGUCUCGGAGUAUGUCAGCGCCAUCAAAGACCCCUACAACCUGGAUGCCUUGGGGAGAGACGUCUUCAAACACUCUCAGUCCAGGACGGAGGAUAAGAUCGAGCGCUUCAAGAAAGCCGUGAACUAUUAUUCGGUGACUGCCAAGAUGCCACCGGCUCCUGUGGGCCCAUCCUCGUUUGUACUGCCAGGCUAUGGAUCCAACCACUUCGGAGGAGCAGCCCCUGCACAGCACAGCCCGGUGGGAUCCCUCCCCAUGGGGAAGCCGAUGUUCCCCCACCACCUGGGGCCAAAGAUGCAGUACCAGCCGCCGGCCCCUCCCUCCUCCUCCUCCUCGGCUGCCUCCUUCCCCCCGGGCCCCAGUGCCAGCCUCCUCUUCUCCCCACACCCGCUCGGAGACAUGCCCCCCUUUAACGAGGACCCCAUCCUGAAGGGCGGCGAGUUCAACAGCUGGCCCAGCGCCUACGACGCCAAGUUCCCCCACCACCACCGGGGCCCCAAGCCCUCCCCUUCCUCCGGGCCAGCCUCCUCUCCCUCCUCCUCCUCCGAUGGCGAAGAGCACAACGGGGGCAGUGCCAACCACAUCUCCGAGGUGCUGCAGCCCAAGUCUGGCUGGGAGGGGCCCGGUGCCGAGAAGCUGAGCCGGGGCUGGGGGCAGGCGGGGGGCUCCGGCGACACCGACGGGCCCCUGGCUGGGCCUGAGCCCUCCAUCCCCUCGCUGCUUUCCAUGGCCACCCGCAACCACAUGGACAUAACCACCCCCCCGUUGCCCCCUGUCGCUCCUGAGGUCCUGCGGGUUGCUGAGCACCGGCAUCGACGUGGCCUCAUGUACCCUUCCAUCUACCAUGUUCUUACCAAGGGCGAGAUCAAGCUCCCGGUGUGCAUCGAGGAUGAGUGUAAUACUGAGUUGCCUCCAGCCGCCGUCCUCUUCCGCGGCGCCCGCCAGCAUAUCUAUGGGGUGCUGUUUGGCGUGGCUGAGAACCAGCGCCGGGUGGAGCGCCUGGCCAUCCGCCGCCGCAUCCCCACGGAAGUGCCACCUGUGAUCAUCAAGGAGUGGGCGGCGUACAAGGGGAAGUCCCCACAGACGCCAGAGCUGGUCUCGGCCCUGGCCUUCCGCGAGUGGACCUGCCCCAACCUGCGGAAGCUGUGGCUGGGGAAGGCGGUGGAGGACAAGAACCGGCGCAUGAGGGCCUUCCUGGCCUGCCUGCGGGCCGACACGCCCGGCAUGUUGAACCCCGCCAACGUACCCACGCACCUGCUGCUGAUGUGCUGCGUGCUACGUUACAUGAUCCAGUGGCCUGGAGGGAGGAUCCUUCAUAGGCACGAGCUGGACGUGUUCCUGGCUCAGGCGGUUUCUUCUCAGCUCUACGAGCCGGAUCAUCUGCAGGAGCUGAAGAUCGAGAAGCUGGAUGCCCGGGGCGUGCAACUGGCAGCCCUUUUCAUGAGUGGAGUAGAUACGGCUCUGUUUGCCAACGACGCCUGUGGGCAGCCGGUGCCCUGGGAACACUGCUGCCCCUGGAUCUACUUCGAUGGCAAACUCUUCCAGAGCAAGCUCAUCAAAGCCACCCGUGACAGGGCUCCCCUCAUUGAUCUGUGUGACGGACAGACGGAGCAGGCGGCCAAAGUGGAGAGGAUGAGACAGAGCAUCCUGGAGGGCGUGAACUUCAACCGCCAGGCCCCGCCCCCUCUGCUCCCACCCCCUCCCUUUGUGCCUGCCAUGGCUGCGCCCUUCUAUUCGAUGCCCCUCUACCCCCGCACCACGGGCUCUGCGCCGCUGCCACCCCCUGGGAGGAGCAGAGGGUUCACAGGUCUCCACCCCAUCCCGCCUCAGGGGGGCAAGCUGGAGAUCGCCGGCAUGGUCGUUGGCCAGUGGGCGGGCAGUAAGCCCUCGCGGGGGCGGGGCUCCUUUGGGAUGCAGGUGGUGUCUGUCGGGGGGCCAGGCAAGGGACGCAGUCGAGACGGGUCUGGAAAACUCCCCAAAGGAAACAAGAAACUGAGCAAGCAGGGCUCAUUGGAGGGAGCAGCCAAAGCAGCGGAGUUGCAGAGCGGGCAGUCCCCGUCGCAGGUGAACGGGGAUGAGGAUUCGGGGGGCGGUCCCUGCCCCCCAGCCCCAUUACAAUGUGCCUUAGCCAGAGACGCUGAUCCCUGCAGUGACGAGGGCCAGUACUGCGGGCGGCUGGCCCAGGAGGUGGAUCGCGGCCCCGACACCAAGCUGCCCCUCCCAGCUCUGCAGAAGGAAGAGUGAUGGGGACCUGAUUCGGGGAUGGGUGGGGCUUUCCGGGGGGGCGGGGCCCGGAGUGUGAAAGCCUCAGGGUACCGUGAGGACAGUGGGGUUGGAAAGGCAGCACCCCAGUGCAUUGUGGGGGAUCGUCCCCUAAUUAAAGGGGUGAUCGCCUACAGCGCCCCAGUGCAUUGUGGGAGGAUAUGUACCUGUUUCCCUACCCCCGCCCCCUCCUGGCACUGACCCCCCCCCCCCCCCAUCGGGUCCGCAACAUGGCGUAUUUUAUUAUUUUUUUAUUUUAAUAUUUGUGGGGUGGGGAGCUGACGGUUUUUAGGGUUUUUAACAUAUUAUACAUAGCCCCUCCCUCGGCUCUUGCAGCAGGGGGCAGGGAGAAAUGCUGUUAAAUAAAGGGGGAGCCGUUAAAAGGAAGCCAGCCAGGAUGAAUCAAAGCGAGUGGGGAGGGGUGACAUUUGGGGGCUCAACCCAGGCUGCUAAGGGGUCGUGGCGCCCCCUGCCCUACAACACGGUGUGCUCUAUAUGCCCCAGCACCCGCAGCCAGCUGAGGAGCGCAUCAGUCAUGCCCCUCGCUGCUCUGGGGGGAGCCCCAAAAUGUCACGGGGGUGGGGACGCGGAUUUCCCCAAUAUUUGGCGGGUGCAGAUGCCCCCAGCCCGUGUUCAUUUUGGGCAGCGCAGAGGUUCAUACGUUACCCUGGGGGCGAGUUCGGGGCAGACGUGGUGACGGCAGAAAUCCGCCCGGGCUUUGUACAGAGAGAAGAGAGAUUAUAUUUACAGAGACAGAUUCUAUAUAGAAACUACGUAUCUCGGGGGGAGGGGGGGAAUUCCCUUGUCCCCAGCCACAGCUCCAGAGCUGUCCACGUCGGACCCAGGGGGGCAGGGGCAGUCGGGGAUCCCUCCAAAACCAGACAGGUCCCCCUUUGCUUCCGUGGAGUCCCCCGUCCUGGCUGCAGUUCCCAGCAGGACUGAUCAAUGGAGGAUGGAGGAGGGGUUCAGGUUGGUGACCCAUGGGGAGGGGUGGGCAGGGAUAUUGAGGCUGGGCGCUAUUAGGGUUUCUGUCCCAUGGGAGGAGAGUGCAGGGAUUUGGAGGCUCACUGACCGGGGAUGUAUUGGUGCAGAGGGGGGGGACCCCUUUAAAGACCCAUUAAAAUCUGGACCAUACAGGGUGGAAAAUUUGAAGGUUUUGUGGACUAUCCUACCCCCUACCCCGACUCUUAACUUCCGGCAGGGGGGCUGGUGGUGAAUUCCUAUCCUGGCCCCCCAGACGUGUAUAAAAACUGGGCAGUGCGACUCCACACUUGGUCAAUCCGCGCCCCUGUCGGCACGGGAAGGCUUGAAUUCCCCUGUGCUGCGCGUGGCUCGGUGUGGUCCUGCAUCCUUCAUUUUCUGAGCACGUCACUUCCCUGGUAGCCCUGGCUGCCGCCCAGAAGCAGGGCAGAGACGGCCAGGCCGUGGGGAUUUGGGGAACAGGGAGGGGGUGGGAAAGAGCCCAGAUCUCGAUAAAACUUAUUUUCCCCUCCCCUCGGGGUUGGGGGGAUGGGAGGAAAUCUGAACACCCCCUUGUUUGAUCGGGGCACUGAACCCUUUUAACUUGACUGAUACGCCAGCAAAGACUCCGGAAAACUAUCUCCGGACUCUGAUUACUUGAGCUUUCGAACUGAGGCCAAUUCAGAAUCUCAACGCUCAGAAGACGCCUGCCCACCUGAGGCAGCUCAUCGGCAGAGCGAUCUUCGACGCACGCCACCACUUGGAGCCGUCACCCUGUAGUUUUUUUUAUAACUUUAACCGUGUUUCAAAGUCAGACCUCAGAUCAGGCCUCUCUGAAUGUCUGGAGACAAUCGGCUGUGUCUGCGAAUCACAAGGAAUUAAUCUGAAGCGUUUGGGGUUGGGAAUCUUCGGGGCAGACGCCUGGAGUUGCAAUCACUUUUAUUGCUGGAAUAACCCCCCUUUUUGGGGGGAGGGGAGAUAUAUGAUUUGAAGGACACUCGGCAUUUUACGGAACUUAUCCCAAUUCAGUGCAGCCAUUUUUUCUCCUCUGAAAUCCGGAAAAUGAAACCCUAAAUCACAGCCUCCCAAACUGCUUCCGCUAAACUCCCAGGGGGAAAUUCUGAAUCGCAUCUGCCAGUCAUUGGUGCUUUGGAAGAUUUGUAGUUUUUGCCGUCCCAGAGAUUUUAAACACGGAGACGCUUUGGGGUGCGGAGUAGAGCUGUGGAAAUGAUUUGAGAGGCGUAAGCAGCCCGCCGUGUUUGGAAGGUCUAGAGGGGACUGGAUUCUGCUGGAGAAUCUUUGGCAGUCACUGUACUACAGGGCUCUUCUUUAGUCUGGUGGGGAGAGGCUGACUGAAAAGCAAGAGGCAGGAGGCUGAAGGCAGACCAAUACAAAUUGAAAAUAAGGGACCAAUUCUUACCCGUCAAGGUGAUGAAUAGCUGGGACGAACUACCAAUGGAAGUGGUGCGUUCUCCAGCUCUUGGGGUCUUGCCGUCCAGGCGAGAUUAAGUGACAUAAACUAAGCUGAAAACACAGAGAUAAGCAUCCUGCCUGGCGGGGAUGAAGCAGUCUUGAAUAGAUCGGCGGAGAGUCACCUUUUAGAUUUACACUGGAAAUAAAAUUAGGGCAAAUCUGAACCUCGGAUGGGGAUUUGAACUGAUCCGAGUUGGGGCUGCUGGCUUGGUUGGCUUUGCAAAAGCCCCUUUCUUGGCACCAUUCGGUGGAAUCAUCGAUUCCCCGCGCUGGAAAUCACUUGUCCCCUUUGGAAAACCAUGGUCAGUUUCUUCGCCUUUUCUGGAUCUGCUUUGGGGGCUCAGUUCCCACCCACGGUGCCUUUCCUGAUGUUGUGAGGUGCCCCGCAAAGCUGACCGGAGGUAAGAAGUUCCCCUUCUUUCACCGUUGGCAUUCAAGAGGCCUCGACUGCCCCACCUAGCAAGGCACUGUUCAGCUUAGCUUGUCGAAGAACAGCUGAGGAGAUGAUUCGGGAAUCCUGUUGUUGGAGGUUUUUAGGGACAGGUCAGACAAAACCCUGUCAGGGAUGGUCUAGGUUUAUUUGGUCCUGCCUCUGUGCCGAGAGCUGGACUGGACUACCUCUUGAGGUCCCUUCCGGCCCAUGGAGUCGUCCUUGCUCCUGGCCUGGAAGACCCUGUGUUUCCAUGUCCAAGGCUGGAACUCGAGUCUUGCGCAGGGCAGGGCGUUUGGUUUUGCAGAGCCCAAAGAUGGCGGUUGGCCUAAAGGAGACUGAGCAGGUGUGAGGGGCCGCAGGGAAUCCAUUUAGGUGAGACGUGCCCAGAUGAUGCCAGCAGGCCUAGGCUGCAGUGGAAGAUGAAACUUCCCCAUUGCCAAUCUGUCGAUGCUCCGCGCAGCAGCUCCAAGCACCUUAUCCAGGGUCCCGUCUCCAGCUGGGACUGGUCCCAGCUGCUUCAGAGAAGGUGGAAAAGCCCCAGACAAACCCAUCAAAGCCCAGAGUCAUGCGCGCGGGAAAUUCCUGUUGGCUGAAGCAUGUGCUUGGCUUGCUGCGGGCGUCGUGUCUGGCAGCCCAGGGCAGUGGAAACCAGCGGACAAAGGCAGGAGGAGAGGUAUUUCCUCCCAGUUUCAGCCCCCCAGUGAGCGGUGGAAUCGAGAGGACACACUCUCUCUCUCUCUCAGCUGUCAGGCUGGCUCCAGGAGUGACUGGUGAAAGCUGCUGGCCUCGUGUGUCAGAGCUCGGCUCGGCCGGUCGUUCAUAAGAGCCUGGGAUAUGUUGGAGGCUUUGGGAUUGUGCUGCUAAAUUUCUCCAUGGGUUUUUUUCCGUAUCUAGGUGAAACAUUUUAUGACUAGCAUGGAGCCCGUUUCCUCUGCUGGUGUCAGUUGGGGAUUCCCACAGCUGGGGGCCUGGCCCCAUUGACCCAACGGAGCUACGGCCCAUUGACCCCAACUGGGGGUCUGGCCCCAUUGACUCCAUGGAGCGAUGGAUGAUGGACCCUAGCUGGAGGUCUGGCCUCACUUACUGCACUGGAGUUACACCCAUGUAUCCCAGGUCGGGCUCUGGCCCAUUACAGCUCUUUGUGUAUUUAAUCUGGGCAGCUUUUUCCCUUGUGAGCCGGAGAGGAGUGCGUGGGUUGGACCCUUGGCUUGGCCCCAGUCAGCAGCAUCUGAAUUAACCCUUCCGCUCCCGGAUUACUGCUUUUGACUCUGAUCCAGCGAAGCCCCGUGGACAAAGCCCACACCGAAGUGGAGUUUUCGGUUUCUUUUUCUUGCUGACUUGAAGCUUUAAAAGAGAACAAAAACCACAAAGAAGUUUGAACCAACCACCUGCAGUUCUCUUGACUUUUAAGCCAGCCAGCUUGCCAUGGGCCAGGGUGUGGCUACUGAUUUCCUACCUUUGGCCACUAAAUCAACCGGCUGAUGGAGUAAACUGGCCACUCCGACAUUAUUCUCCCACUCCUUGUCUGUGUGACUCGUAUUAACUCUCCCGUGGAUGUCUCAGUUUUCUCUCUGUGUCCCCUGUUGUGUGUCAGAAACUGGCCCCCGACCACUUUCUCUCGAAUUUUCGUUCGACCCCCACCCAGGAGAGAGAAUUUUCUCACAAAUGAGACAAAACCUAUCCUCGGGAAUUGUUUGUGGCCGGCCGGGGGAAAUUGCUCAGACCAUGGGCUGGAAUUGAGCCAGGCCAGCCUGGAGGCGAAUAUAAAGUCUGACGGCACAGCUCCGGCCCCAGCGUCCGAGACUCUGUGCUCAGAUUAGCUGGCCUUUCAGCUCUCGCCGCUGCCCCAGCCGCACGUGAGAAGCAACUGGGCAACGAGCGACCCUGGUUUUUCAGUUUUAAUCUAGUUAGUGGAAUUCAGUAGAGCCAGGUCUGGGCACUAGCUGUUUCCUGAUCUGUAUUUCUGCUAACUAGGCCUGGUCCCCUUUCUGUUCCCCCGGCCUCCCUGCGUCAUGGCAUCUUUCUCCUGUUGAUUUCUUUUGCUGUUGAUUUAAUUUAACUUUUUAAAAUCAAACCCCAUUGCCCUGCCUGCAGGGUAGAAAAUCCUUUGGGUUUAUACUGCUAUUUACGGUUAAGGGUUUUUUUAAAUAAGUUGUGUUGAUGUUAAGAACUUUCCCUCCUCCCCUUUUUGAAAUAAAAUUAUUUCAGUCUAUCCAUCCCCAUACUAUCUAUCUAUCUAUCUAUCUAUCUAAUACACUUUCUAUCUGUCUGUCUCCUCACCUGGGGCAUACACCUUUUUGACGAUAGCCAUAGCCCUUGUAUGUUGCUACAAGCUUUUCUGGAUAGAAACUAAUGACUAGUGAGAUUUUUUUUUAAAUCAAACCUCAGAAGUCUCAAUUGUAUUUUUUUGGUUCUUAAAUUGUAAACCAGCGGACUUUCCUUUCCACACUUUGCGCCCCCCCCCCCCCCCAUCCUUCAAAUAACUCUGAAGCUUCCGGUUUUUGUAACUGUAUCUAUCCAUAUAUUUUUCUCUCCCCAAAUUUUAAAAUGCUUUUAGCAUAAGAACCUAGGUUUGGGUUUUUUUUUUUUUUGUUUAAACCUAAAAGUAUCUUUCACUGAAAUGAGCAGUCGGGUUAUUUUCUUCCUUGCGAUCUUGUCAAUUUACAGUUGUGUGUUAUAUUUACGAGGGGGAAAAAAAUUCAAGUAAGAAAUUUCAUGGUUUUUGUUGUUAAUCUUAUCAUUUAAAUCCCCCCCACCCCCGUUUUUUUUAAAGCUACUGACACGUUUAUUAGUGGAUGGAUAAAUGUUACCUCUACUUCCCUUGCACCUCAGCCCUAUGACUGUAAAAACCCUGUUGUCCCGCUAGCCCCAGAUCCCACGACUUGCUCCCUAGUUUAUCCAUGUAAGUUGGGACGGGUCCCGCUUCGGCAGGAAAAGUGGCAGUGGUGGGGACGCGUGGGAAGGCUGCGUGGCGGAGGCGAAGCCGGCAGGGGCGAUGUCUUUGGGAACGUGGUUCGCUUGGGUGGAUCUGGGCGCGUGGUACGGUCAGCUGUGACCGUGGAGAGAGACUUACAGUACUUAAUAAAAGUCUAUUCUUUUAGUAAA